Molecule: messenger RNA, 351 nt
Organism: Periconia digitata
Lineage: Eukaryota; Fungi; Ascomycota; Dothideomycetes; Pleosporales; Periconiaceae
Source: the annotation of a GenBank genome assembly
AUGCGUCUUCAGAGCGGAUCCGCCACACUUCACGCCGAGAUCUCUGCCCUUGAAAACGCGGGGCGCUUGCCCGCUGCCGUGUACCGCGAUGCCACCAUGUACACUACUCUCUCCCCAUGUGAUAUGUGCACUGGUGCCUGUGUCAUGUACAAGAUCAAACGUGUUGUCAUUGGCGAAAACAAAACGUUUGUGGGUGGCGAAGACUACUUGAAGCAAAAAGGCAUCGACGUCGUUGUGCUGAAAAACAAAGAGUGCCAGGACUUGAUGGACAAGUUUAUCCAAGAGAAACCCGGCGAUUGGUACGCAUUGUCCGGUAAUCAUCGGCCACUAAUUAACAUGUCACAGGUAUGA